Molecule: messenger RNA, 2053 nt
Organism: Pomacea canaliculata
Lineage: Eukaryota; Metazoa; Mollusca; Gastropoda; Architaenioglossa; Ampullariidae
Product: serine/threonine-protein phosphatase 6 regulatory ankyrin repeat subunit C-like
Exons: 8
Coding region: 432-1754 (440 amino acids)
Cellular component (GO): nucleus; cytoplasm
Molecular function (GO): protein binding
Source: RefSeq, a predicted model, not a curated record
AUUGGGAGUUCACUCCCCUAAGAAAAGACGCGCACAAGCAGAUGGUAACCGCUGCUAUGCAACUUUCGCUUAGCGGCUGUGACCUUCCAGGACAUACUAUUCGUCAGAAACACCGACUUGCAUAAAUGAUACAACUCCGUGAUCAAGAUUUUCUGUUAUUUUUUGGGAUCCUACUAAGGGUAGGUUAGUUACUAUGAAAGGGAACAAUGCAUUAAGUGUUUUUGGUCGAACCAUGUUUACUAACCCUUCAAGACAGGAAAAUAGAAUCUUCUCAGCUAUACAACAUUCCUGCAAUAUUCAAUUAUAACACUGUUCCUGUAUGGUACUCAACAGUUCUGGUGAUGAACAUGACUUCUUUAGAUCAAGCUUAGCUAAUACCAAAAAGGAUUUAAAUAUGAAACUAUUGUGAUCUUCCUCCACUUGUGUAAAACAUGGGUCAGAUGCUCUCAGCCUGGGUGAAUGCUGAUCUCUGGCAGACGAUGCCCCUAGAACUGGCUAUCAGAAAAGAACAGAAAAAAGUUACAGAAAUACCUGUGUCUAAUGGUGCAAGGCCGAAUCAGAGUUCCAGUCAAAAUUCCCUCCUUCAUGCAGCAUGUGAUUUAGGAAAUCUCCAAGUUGUCAAUAUUUUGCUUAAACACGGGGCCAAUCCAUGUGCUUUAAAUUCAAACGGGAAUACACCACUGUGGCUGGCUGUAUGUCAGGGUCAUCUUGAAGUGGUGAAGAUACUGUUGCAGUACUACAUAAAAUCUUCAAGCUGUUCUGAGCAAAGCAUAGAUUCUCCUUCUGCACUAUAUGCUGCCGCCUAUUACAACCAUAUGGCUAUUGCAGAGCUUCUCAUUAAAGCUGGUGCAGAUGUCAACAAAAGAAACAGCAAGGGAAAGACAGCAUUGCAUGCAGCAUGUACAAAUGAAAACUUUCCUCUUGUGAAUCUGCUGCUGGAGAAAGGAGCCCUGGUGAAUGCUGGCAGCGUAUUUAUUGCCACUCCUAUUCAUGAGGCAGUUCUGAAGGGCAACCCUGAGAUAGUGCAACGUCUUAUUGCUGCAGGUGCUGACGUCAACAUGGUGUGUAGAGAGCAAGACAUCUUGGGACUAGAAGGUUCUCCUCUUCACGUGGCUGUGAGUGGCGGGAACAAGGAAAUGAUUUCCGUUCUGUGUUCUGGACAAGGAGUGGACGUGAACGUCCGCAACUUUCACGGGCAGACGCCGCUGGUCGUUGCUAUCGUGUCAGGAUUUGUCAGUUGCGUCCACGAGCUCUUGGAGAACGGCGCAGACGUGAACAGGCCUUCCAGCUCCGGGCUGCUCCCACUGGCUCUGGCUGUUUGCUUCGAAAAGGAUGACAGGACUUCAGGCCGCCGCAGAAACGUCUUUCAGAAGCCAUGCCGAGCAAGGACCGGUUACAGCAAUCACUGUUCCCAUGCUGACCUCCGUUCUGAUUUCUCUGCGGCGAAAGAACUCCCAAGGGCUAUCGGAGGUGUCCCCCAAGGGCUCCACUUUCAGGGAAGACGUAGGAGCUGGGCUUUUGAACAUGUGCGGAACACUAGGUUUUUCCGACGACAGGAAGUCCAUCUCUUCUACUCUCCAUCACAUGCUAAUUCGUGCGGGCGCGUUCCUGCAGGCCAAGGACGCGUUCAAGCACUCAGCGCUGGACUACGCUGUGCUGAUGGGGAAAGUGGAGGCUGCGUGUCUGCUGAUGUGCCACGGGGCAACGCUGGACAUGCCUUUGCUGCGCUCGCUUCUCAGCGGUUCCUGUCGUGAAGCCAUCGGAGCCUGCAGCUCUAUCGCCACGCUGCUGACGUCACUGCCGCUGCUCUCGCCAACACUGCAGCAGAUGUUUUGCCAGUUGCAGGUCUGCGCCUACCUGUCAAAGGACAAGCUGGACUAUAUGCACCGGCAGCUGAGGCGGCCCAUGUGCCUGACGAGGCUGUGCCGAGCGGUAGUGCGCGAAUCGCUGGCCGGGCAAACGGCCGGCUCGGUGGCACCGCUGGUGGCUCAACUCCCUGUUCCGUCGUCUGUGCAGGACUUUCUGCUUCUGUCCGACCUGUGGUAUGUCGUCA